Messenger RNA from Dentiscutata erythropus, 1145 nucleotides. The record is from the annotation of a GenBank genome assembly. Lineage: Eukaryota; Fungi; Glomeromycota; Glomeromycetes; Diversisporales; Gigasporaceae.
AUGCUAUUCCUAUCACUACAAAUUCUGUUUCUCUUGUCAAACAUAACCCUAAACGUUCUUCUAGAGACGUUAAAUACUAUAAAGACUACUUUGCGCUUAAAUAUGAACCUUUAAUUCGAAGUAUUCAUGGUUCCGAUCAAGAAGUCCUUAAUAAGCUUGAAUCUGCUAAAAAACGGUUAUCUCAAAGCGUUAGUCUUUCAGUAUCAAAUAGUGGAUAUUGUGUGAUAAUCAUUAUAGGCGGUCAAAAAUUUAGAGUGCUUAUCGACUUAGCAAGUUCCGAUCUUUGGGUUCCUUCUGUGAAUUGCACAUCACUUGCUUGCCGUAAACAUAAUCGAUUCAACGAAAAUUUAUCAGAAACAUUUACGUUCAUUGGUACUUCUUUCGAUAUGGAAUACGGAAGUUCCGAAGCUGGUGCUAUUAGUGGUGUUAUCGUAAAAGAUAAUAUUCUAAUAGGCGGAGUAGAAUCUGUAGGCCAAAUGUUCGGUCUUACACUUGAAGAAGGCGAUUCAUUUAAUGAAAAUACAUUUGAUGGUAUUUUCGGUAUGGGUUUUGAUGAUAAUAGUGCUGAAGGAGUUGUAUCAGUUUUUUCAAACAUGGUUAAACAAAAAGUUGUUAAGAAUCCGUACUUUGGCCUUUAUCUUCAACGAUCUAAUGAUAAGGGUGAUACGGGAAUAUUAACUCUUGGUGAUAUUGACACGACUAAAUUCACUGGAAACCUUAAUUAUUACAAUGUAUCUACUGUUGAAGGUGAAUACAAGCAUUGGAUAAUUGAUCUGGAUGAUGUUUCUAUUAAUGGUAAUAAACUUAACUAUAGAGAAAGAAAGGUUAUAUUUGAUACUGGAGGUUUUAUGAUAUUUAUGCCACCCGAUGACGCUAUAACAUUUUUUAAGCACAUAAACGGAUCAUCACAGGAUAGUGAUGGACUUUUCCAUGUACCAUGUAACAUGACAGAUCAAAUAGCAUAUAUAUUUGGUGGAAUUAAUUAUAAUAUUGAACCAUCUGACUUGAUUCAUGGACCUGCAGACUAUGAUUGUAUUUCUGUAGUUCAAUACUCCGCAGAAGUAGUUGUUGAUGAAUAUACAUGGAUUGUUGGAGAUACAUUUUUAAGAAAUGUCUAUUCUGUAUAUAAUAUAAAAGAUUUUACG